GUAUUUCGUCAUCAAGUUUGCGUACUCUAGAAAUUUCUCGAGCGGACACGAGUCUUCGCAGCAUUAUAAUUGACGCUCGGUGGAAAUUCUAGAAUCAGUCACUGACAACAGUUAGCUGGUAGCUGGUGUCUGAAACCUUCUGUGCUACAAGUAUAAACUGUUUUGUGCAAAUAUUGUGAAAAGUUAAGUAGCCAAAAUGGUGAAAGAAACAGGAUAUUAUGAUAUAUUGGGUGUUCCACCCAGUGCAAAUGACAGUGAACUGAAGAAAGCUUACCGCAAGCUUGCUAUGAAGUACCAUCCUGAUAAAAAUCCAGGAAAGGAUGCAGAAGAAAAGUUUAAGCAGAUCAGCCAUGCAUAUGAAGUGCUAUCGGAUCCCAAGAAACGGGAGAUUUAUGAUCAGGGUGGAGAAGAGGCCAUCAAGGGAGGGUCAAGUGGAGGAGGAUUUGACUUCCAUUCACCAAUGGACAUCUUUGAUAUGUUCUUUGGUGGGCGACGAUCACAACGAGGCAGUGCACGUCGUGGGAAGGAUGUAGUACAUCAGAUGAAAGUUAGCUUGGAGGACCUGUACAAUGGUGCAACUAGAAAACUGGCUCUGCAGAAAAAUGUCAUUUGUGCCAAAUGUGAAGGACGUGGUGGCAAAGAAGGUGCAGUGCAAAAGUGUGGAUUGUGCCGUGGAACUGGUAUGCAGAUUCGGAUUCACCAGCUGGGUCCUGGUAUGGUGCAACAAAUUCAGACAGUCUGUGCAGAGUGCCGUGGUGAGGGAGAGUGCAUAGACCCCAAGUUGCGCUGCAAGGUCUGCAAUGGCCAAAAAAUAGUAAAAGAACGAAAAAUUUUGGAAGUUCAUAUUGAUAAAGGGAUGAAGGAUGGUCAGCAGAUUCGAUUCACAGGUGAAGGAGAUCAGGAACCUGGACUUGAACCAGGUGACAUUGUCAUAGUACUGGACGAAAAGGAACACCCAGAAUUUCAGCGCAAGGGUAAUGAUCUGAUUACACAAAAGGAGCUUUUGCUUGUUGAGGCCUUGUGCGGAUUUCAGAAAACAGUCAAGACACUUGAUAGCCGUGUUUUAAUCAUCACAGUUCUGCCAGGUGAGGUAAUAAAAGACAGAGCCAUCAAGUGUAUAAUGGGUGAAGGUAUGCCAAUACACCGUGAUCCCUUUGAGAAAGGCCGCCUUAUCAUCCAGUUCCUGGUAAAGUUCCCAGACCGCAUUCCACCAGAAAAGAUUGUCACACUAGAAUCCUGCCUACCACCUCGUGAGGAGCACAUUAUUCCAGAUGAUGCAGACCAUGUUGAUCUAAUCGAAUUUGACCCACAGCAAGAGCAAACAAGCAGUCGUCGAGGAGAAGCAUAUGAGUCGGAUGAUGAUCAUCCACAUGGACAAAGGGUGCAAUGUGCAUCCCACUGAUGGUUAACUAAAAUAGGAAUGUGUCAUCGUAACCAAGUUUGACAGGAGUGUGGAUGGGAUUGGGAAUGGAAGAAGUUUUGACUUAUUAGUAAAGUCUAUCUUAUGUUGUCUUCUACCAACCCGAAAAGCCAUGCUUUAUUAUUUCCUUUCAAAUACUUGUUUCUGCUGGAAGGUCAUGUGUGUGGCAUUGGUGUUUUGCUUACGGGGCACUAAAUAAUUUUGUGCAUGAUAUGGAGAGACCAAAGUAAAUGCCAGAUUUGCAUAAAAGAGUGUUGAAAUGGACAUUUCCAUCAGCCCCCUAAUACACUGAUAAAAACUUGAGGAAGAGUCGAAUUGGGGUGAGAUGUUGAGUUCUGUACGGCUCUGUUCCUAUGUUUGUUAGAUGAAUGUUUAUAAAAAGCCCUUCACUCCAGUUUGAAAACUUUUGAUAUAGUCCAUGUGUGCACAGAAUUAAAGUAACUUGAAUGUUUUAAAUUGCAAUAAAUUUGAGCAUUUCACGAACAAAGUGUUCUGCAGAUUGAAGUUUUAUGGUACAACAAAGAUCUAUGGAAGCUAUGACAGGCUACCUGGGAAUGGUAAUUCAUGAAAGCAUUACCUUUGAUGACAUCUUUUGUAGUGCAUGUUUUAAUGCAAGCAAAUAAAAUUCAAGUGCUAAUAAAACUGGAAGGUAGUGGGAGGCUCUUCCAAAAACCUACAGAAGACCCCUGGUUUUAAGGUAAACUUGUUGUGAAAAUAAAUCUGUAUAGUUAGUGGCUUUUGUGGUACAGAACUUAAUCUUUUAAUCUUCAAAAUUUUUUUUUUUCCUUUUUUUU
Pomacea canaliculata is the source of this 2214-nucleotide messenger RNA. Its product is annotated as dnaJ homolog subfamily A member 1-like. The transcript has 6 exons. Gene Ontology annotation, cellular component: cytosol; cytoplasm. Gene Ontology annotation, biological process: protein refolding; response to heat. Gene Ontology annotation, molecular function: ATP binding; Hsp70 protein binding. Bases 197 to 1402 code for a protein of 401 amino acids. NCBI's taxonomy places the organism in Eukaryota, Metazoa, Mollusca, Gastropoda, Architaenioglossa, Ampullariidae. The record is from RefSeq and is a predicted model, not a curated record.